AUGAUAAUUCUUUUAGGCUGUUGUGGUAUGGCUCAGAGUUUAACCGAGAACAAGACCAGAACCGCUCUAUUUGUACUUGUGGUAUUUGGGCUCUGUUCCUUCUUCUACCUCCUUGGUGUAUGGCAAAGAAGUGGCUUUGGGAGAGGGGACAGCAUAGCGGCUGUGGUGAAUGAGCAGACCAAAUGUCUGAAACUGCCAAAUCUGAAUUUCGAGACCCACCAUAGUGCAUCGGAUCUUCUGAACGACACUUUCAGUUCUCAAGUCAAAACUUUUGAGCCAUGUGAUGCAGAGUACACCGAUUACACUCCUUGCGAGGAGCAAAAGCGUGCAAUGACCUUCCCUAGGGAUCACAUGAUAUAUCGGGAGAGGCAUUGCCCACCUGAAAACGAGAAGCUGUACUGUCUGAUUCCAGCACCAAAGGGUUAUGUUGCUCCUUUUCCAUGGCCAAAGAGCCGCGAUUAUGUUUCUUAUGCCAAUGUGCCACACAAGAGUCUUACGGUUGAAAAGGCCAUCCAAAACUGGGUGCACUACGAGGGCAACGUUUUCAGGUUUCCUGGUGGUGGAACGCAGUUUCCUCAGGGUGCAGACAAGUAUAUAGAACAGCUUGCUUCUGUUAUCCCAAUUACCAAGGGGAAAGUGAGAACUGCACUCGACACUGGUUGUGGGGUUGCCAGUUUGGGUGCUUACCUGUUGAAGAAAAAUGUUUUGACUAUGUCAUUCGCUCCAAAAGAUAAUCAUGAGGCACAAGUACAGUUUGCACUGGAGAGAGGCGUACCUGCAUAUAUCGGUGUCCUUGGAUCAAUGAAGCUCUCAUUUCCAUCCCGAGUCUUUGACAUGGCACAUUGCUCGAGAUGUUUAAUUCCAUGGAGCGGAAGUAACGGUAUGUACAUGAUGGAAGUUGAUAGGGUACUUAGGCCGGGUGGGUAUUGGGUACUAUCAGGCCCACCCAUUGGUUGGAAGAUUCACUACAAGGGAUGGCAACGGACCAAAGACGAUCUCCAGAGUGAGCAGAGAAAAAUAGAACAAUUCGCAGAACUUCUUUGCUGGAAGAAGAUAUCUGAGAAGGAUGGUAUUGCUAUAUGGAGAAAGACAUUAAAUGGCAAAUCUUGCCCGAGGAAACAAGAUAAUUCAAAAGUUGCCAAGUGUGAGUUGACAAGCGAAAGUGAUGUAUCGUAUAAGAAAAUGGAAGCCUGUAUAACUCCGCUUCCUGAGGUUAAAAGCGUGUCAGAGGUUGCUGGUGGUGAACUAGAGCCAUUUCCCCAGAGGCUCAAUGCAGUACCACCUCGGAUAGCCCGUGGUUUUGUACCUGGGUUCUCAGUUCAAACAUAUCAGGAGGACAAUAAACUCUGGCAGAAACAUGUUAAUGCUUACAAGAAAACCAAUGACUUGCUUGAUACUGGAAGGUACCGCAACAUAAUGGACAUGAAUGCAGGUCUUGGUAGCUUUGCCGCUGUACUGGAGUCUCCAAAGCUGUGGGUCAUGAAUGUCGUUCCGUUCAUUGCAGAUACUUCUACUUUAGGUGUAAUCUAUGAGCGAGGGUUAAUAGGAAUGUAUCACGACUGGUGUGAAGGGUUUUCUACUUACCCAAGGACAUAUGACCUCAUACAUGCUAACGGUGUCUUCAGUUUGUACCAAAACAAGUGUAAAUUUGAAGAUAUACUACUGGAAAUGGACCGGAUCUUACGCCCAGAGGGCGCAGUUAUAAUCCGUGACACGGUUGACGCUCUUGUAAAGGUGGAGAAAAUAGCCAAUGCCAUGAGGUGGGAGACAAGACUGGCCGACCAUGAGGGCGGCCCUCGUGUGCCCGAGAAGAUCCUCUUUGCAGUUAAGCAAUACUGGACUGCCGACAGCAAGAGCCGCCGCUAA
Messenger RNA from Triticum turgidum subsp. durum (durum wheat), 1866 nucleotides. The record is from the annotation of a GenBank genome assembly. NCBI's taxonomy places the organism in Eukaryota, Viridiplantae, Streptophyta, Magnoliopsida, Poales, Poaceae.